UCUCAGCUGCUACGAAAUUCGUAGCGAAAUACGUGCCGUUGUGUGUUGAUAUAUUCUAAACUUUGUCUAUCGUUGAUCCAAACAAAUGUUUAAAUUCGUUUCUAAAGCGAUCGGUGUUUGCGGGUACAUUAUCCAGUAUGGUUGCAUUACGCAUUGCACCUUCGAGUACAUCGGCGAUUUUGUUGUGUGCGUCGGACCUUCGAUGGAACCCACUCUGACGACGAAUAAUGUGCUCAUUACGGAUCGCAUAUCGCCCCGGCUGGCGAAGCUGCAGCGGGGCGACAUAAUCAUCACCAAGAGCCCCACCAAUCCGGUGCAGCACGUCUGCAAGCGUAUCAUCGGAAUGCCGGGUGACCGCAUCAUGACCCGCGCAUCGUUCAACCUCAAUCCCCUGUCGAAUACGUACACGAUCUACACGACGGUGUUGCCGAACGCAAGCGUUGAACCGGAACAGCACCAACUGUCGCCCAAAUCGAAACAGCACUACGAAGCGCUUGCAAAGCUACGAGAAAAGGUUGACUAUGUGAGCCACUCGGUUGAGGAACCGCGGGGGAAUCUCCCACCGGAACAACCUCAACACUCCACGGCGGAUCUGCACGGGAAGGAAGAAGAAACGUCCCACCAGGAACCACGGACGAGCAUCGUCAUCGUGCCCCGGGGACACCUGUGGAUCGAGGGUGACAAUGUGCAAAACAGUUCCGACUCACGCAACUACGGUCCCGUUCCGAUCGGGUUGGUCAAGAGUCGCGCCGUGUGUCGUCUUUGGCCGUUGAGUGAAUUUAAGCUGUUCGUUUAGGCGCAUACCGUGUAAUGUGCGGUGGAUGGUUGCACUUCCGCUAAAUUGUUUUGCAUAUUGAGAUAUUAAGAUUAAAAUAGGUAAAAAAUAGUUCUCACACCAUAAUGGAAGCAACGUUCGUUCGUUU
Anopheles coustani is the source of this 923-nucleotide messenger RNA. RefSeq names its product mitochondrial inner membrane protease subunit 1. Gene Ontology annotation, cellular component: mitochondrial inner membrane peptidase complex; membrane. Lineage: Eukaryota; Metazoa; Arthropoda; Insecta; Diptera; Culicidae. Bases 86 to 796 code for a protein of 236 amino acids. The record is from RefSeq and is a predicted model, not a curated record. Gene Ontology annotation, molecular function: serine-type endopeptidase activity. The transcript is spliced from 2 exons.